Messenger RNA from Condylostylus longicornis, 1152 nucleotides. RefSeq names its product subtilisin DY-like. Gene Ontology annotation, molecular function: serine-type endopeptidase activity. The record is from RefSeq and is a predicted model, not a curated record. The transcript is spliced from 4 exons. NCBI's taxonomy places the organism in Eukaryota, Metazoa, Arthropoda, Insecta, Diptera, Dolichopodidae. Gene Ontology annotation, biological process: proteolysis. The coding region runs from base 1 to 1152 and encodes 383 amino acids.
AUGGAACGCGAACCGUGUGGAGAUCAAAGAGAAACAAGGCACGAUUUUCCAAUAGUCGCAAUUAUCGAUGCUGGAUGCGAUAUGAAGCACCCUGAUUUGGAGGGGUCUCUAUGGAGGAACUCAGGGGAGACUGAUUGCUACGACGGAAUUGACAAUGAUGGAAAUGGAUUCAUAGACGAUUGCUAUGGAUGGGAUUUUGUGGAUGAUGCACCAGUGAGACAUCCGACAAGUGUGUUUAACUCAACUCAAGGGAUCUCAGCAAAAUCAUCCCUCAAUCAUGGAACAAAUCUCGCGAGUCUCGUCGGAUCACUUGUAGAUAACGCUCAGGGGAUCACGGGCUCCUGUUUGGGCAGGUGCAUGGUGAUGUGCUUGAGGGCAGUGGACCAAGGAGAGUCGGUCGACGUAGAUGAUGAAGAACCAACGAAAAACGGGAACGAUAAAAGCGAGGAGCGCAUCGUUAGAGCUCUGCGAUAUGCAUAUUCCAUGGGAGCUCGAAUCUCAACGAACAGUUAUGGAAGAAAGGGAAAGCCAUUUACUGAACUGGAAAAGGAAAUCAAGAGAUUGUCUGAAUUGGAUGAGACAGGAAUCUUGUUCGUCGCCGCCGCUGGAAACGAAGGGAAAAACCUAAGCAGGAACGGAGAGGUGUCCCCCUCUGAAGAUGCCUUUUUUCCGGCUGCUGCGGCUUCUGUUGGAAGUGUUAUUGUCGUUGGUGCGUCUAACAGGGAUGGACAAAAAUUGUCAUUUUCCAAUUAUGGGAAAGAGGUUUCUCUCUUUGCACCGGGAAUUUUGGUUGCUGCAGCGACAGCCGGUGGCGGUGUCGACUUUGUUUCGGGAACCUCCGUUAGUGCACCAAUUGUAGCCGGAUCGGCUGCUUUGAUUUGGUCGUUACUUCAAGAGUUAUCGCUGGGUCAGAUAAAACACUCCAUUGUCUCAUCCGUGACAAAAUCUCCUCAUCUGACGGCUUAUUGUCAAGCUGGUGGUGUUUUGAAUACGUGGAAGGCUGUUCAAUUGGGCGCUGAAGCCCAGCUAAUGAAGCACGAGCGUCAAAACUUAUCAGCUCGAGAGGAGCGUGAAAAAGUGGUAGAAGCUUGGAAACCAGAAGAAGAAGCAGACGAAGGUGCAGAAAAUCAAUCAAAUAAGGACUCGGCAUGA